Messenger RNA from Tachysurus fulvidraco (yellow catfish), 1868 nucleotides. RefSeq names its product cystatin-F. The record is from RefSeq and is a predicted model, not a curated record. The transcript is spliced from 4 exons. Gene Ontology annotation, cellular component: lysosome; endoplasmic reticulum; Golgi apparatus. Gene Ontology annotation, biological process: immune response; negative regulation of microglial cell activation; positive regulation of myelination. Bases 861 to 1310 code for a protein of 149 amino acids. Gene Ontology annotation, molecular function: cysteine-type endopeptidase inhibitor activity. Lineage: Eukaryota; Metazoa; Chordata; Actinopteri; Siluriformes; Bagridae.
CUUUAGGAGUGUGCACAUUUUUCAUAUUGACACAAAGCCAAUGGAUGUAAAUUAUAAAUCUGAAUCUAUAAUUCUCCCAGGCUUUAUUCUGACCGUUAAAUAAUGGAUAUUUUUGUAUCCAAGAUCAGCCAGUAAUAAUGAUUACCUUACAGAUACAGGAAAGCUCGAACACGCUAUUAUCCCAUGUGGCAGAAGAAAGGAAAUUACAGCGUCCAAACAGCGCCACCUGCCGGACGCACAUGGAAACUCCACAACAUACAACAUAAACCCCUUUGACCAAACUAGAACAGCAACAUCAGUGUCAGGCAACUCAACCAUUUCAUUACAAAGACGAUGAAAAGAAAAGACAAACAAUCUGCCAUCUUGGGAACCAGUUUGGUGAUGAUUCCAACCAGAAACAGGAUCUGGUUGUUGUUUUUUCCAUAGUUACUUCACUAGCACUUCACCUCACUCCUAAAUAAAGCAACUGAUAACAUUUAAUAAGGAAGAAUUUCGAAUUGUGCUUGCACAAGAUGUUUAGUGGAGGCUUAGGCUGUGUGUAUGUGCAUGUGUAUGUACUAUCUGAACACAGGAUGUGUGGGAAACCACUAGGGUCUCUGGCACUGUUCAAAGUAACCUCUACACACUAAAGUCUCUGGUGUCAGUCACGUCUCUACUUGAUGGACAGGAUGGACACAAUGGACACUGACAGGAUAUUGCUUAAUUAAAUUCACCUAGGUUUGUUGUAUGAGCUUUAGCUUAGUGGAACUUUCUAGCAGUGGUGUGGGUUACAGUUGGGGGACUGACUCAGUUAAGCUGAGGUGGUUGAAGUGUUGCUCCACAGGAAGUAGCUGAGCAAAGCUGAAAGAACUUGCACAGCCAUGGACGCUUCUUAUUAUCUGCUUCUAGCCUUCCUUCUGGCUGGAUUUUGUUCCUCUGAAAAAUCUUCACUUCAUUUCUUUGCCAAUAAGCCUGCUCCGGGCAAACCUCAAAAUGUCAGUAAAAAUGAUACAGGAGUUAAACAGGCUGUCCUAACUGCAACCUACACCUUCAACAACAAGUCCAAUGAUGCCUUCUUUUUUAAGGCUUCAGCCAUCGAUGAGGCACAAAGACAAAUCGUUAAAGGUAUAAAGUACCUUCUCAAGAUCGAGAUAUCUCGGACUGUGUGCAUGAAGAGAGAGACUGAUGUGGACCUUGCAAACUGUGGCUUCCAGCCAGAACCUGGUUUACAACAGACAUUUCUCUGUAACUUUGAGGUGUGGGCUAUACCAUGGCUGAAGCUAAUGAAGACCACACAUUUUGUUUGCCUCCCUUCAGACAAGUAUUAUUAAUAACUAUGCAUCUGAAACAGCACGUGCUUUGAAUUUCAGUGAACCCGUUAAGAAUAAAAUACUCGGUUGCUAUGCAUAAUUGAACUGCUCCUUCAGUGCUCAUGCAUAAUACCUAGAUACUGAUUAAACUGAUCGUAUGGUGACAAAUGUACAUCAGAGCUAUGACUAGUAUGUGGUGGGAAGUAAAGAGGUUUCUGUAAGGUUCAGCAGAGCAGCUGUUUUUAAGCUAUAAUUUAUAUUAAGCCUGAUCUUGUGUAAUACCUAGUUUUAGCUCCAUAGUACUGCUCAAUGGAAGAUAUAGACAUGCUGGUUCAUUUCUUUCUUUCUUUAUUGUACACACUUUCCAAUAGCUGCUAUUAAUGCUAACAAAUGGUCAUGAAUUAAACUCAUGAAUUAAACUGGCGAAAGUAAUCAACAGGAAAUUAUUGCUAAUAGCCAGUUCCUCCUUCAGAGCUGAAAUGAUCUUUGCAAAUGGAAGCUCAGAAACAUAACUAAUGUAAGUGUUUUAAAGUAAAGCAAUGGAUUUGUAAAAUAAAGUUUUGGCAUUCCAGUGUUACA